AUGGACGGUUUAGUCAACAGCGUUAACGGCGUAGUUGAAAAAGUUGAGAAGCUCAUUAUUGAUACUGACCCUGGGAUCGAUGAUAGUAUGGCGAUUAUGAUGGCAUUUCGUUGUCCUGAGGUGGAGGUGCUGGGUUUGACAACGGUUUUUGGUAAUGCUGCUACUGAAGAUGCCACGCGUAAUGCAUUGCUUUUGUGUGAGAUUGCAGGCCGUGGAGAUCUUCCUGUUGCAGAGGGAAGCUUUGAGCCAUUAAAGGGUGGAAGGCCUCGUGUGGCUGAUUUUGUUCAUGGUAAAGAUGGAUUAGGGAACUUAUUCCUACCUGAUCCUGUAGCUAGUAAAAUUGACAAAAGUGCUAGUGAGUUUUUAGUGGAGAAGGUAUCUGAAAGUCCCGGUGAAAUAACUGUCCUAGCACUUGGACCACUUACAAACGUAGCUCUAGCAAUCAAAAGAGAUUCUUCUUUUGCAAGCAAGGUGAAGAGAAUAGUUGUGCUUGGUGGUGCAUUCUUUGCCCUGGGGAAUGUCAAUCCAGCUGCAGAAGCAAAUAUAUAUGGAGACCCGGAAGCAGCAGAUAUUGUGUUUACCUCUGGGGCAGAUGUUGUUGUUGUUGGUAUUAACAUCACAACCCAAGUGCAAUUUACAGAUGCUGAUCUCCUUGAACUGAAGGAAUCAAAAGGAAAGCAUGCAUCUCUUUUAAGUGACAUGUGCAAAUUCUAUAGGGAUUGGCAUGUCAAAUCCGACGGUGUCUAUGGAAUUUUCCUACACGACCCUGUUAGUUUUGUGGCAGUUGUGCGUCCAGAUCUUUUCACAUACAAGAAGGGAGUAGUGAGGGUAGAGACACAAGGCCUCUGUGUUGGACAUACACUUCUAGACCAAGGACUAAAAAGAUGGAAUACGAGCAAUCCAUGGACGGGUUAUUCACCAAUUUCAGUAGCUUGGACUGUGAAUGUUGAUGGGGUUCUUAGUUACGUUAAGGAGUUGUUGAUGAAACCCUGA
Messenger RNA from Lathyrus sativus (Indian pea), 993 nucleotides. Lineage: Eukaryota; Viridiplantae; Streptophyta; Magnoliopsida; Fabales; Fabaceae. The record is from the annotation of a GenBank genome assembly.